AUGGCAAAAAAGAAAUUAGCCUUUGAUGUUAUUGCUUGCAAUCUUCCUAGUGAUAUCCUAUUUCUCAUCGUUGCUAGGGUACCAGUUAAAUCUUUGUUACGUUUCAAAUCUAUUUGUAAGGCGUGGAAUGUUAUGAUCUCUGACGAUGAAUUCAGGAGAACUCAUUGCGAUCAAUGCAGAGCAUUGGGCCGUGAAAAGCUAUUGUUACACAAAUGUUAUUCUAAUUUUUAUACUAAUGAAUUCAAGUUUAGAGACUUGGAAACUUCCCAAUUAGCUACGAUAGCAAAGCAAGUUUUUCCUCUGGAAAAAUUCCAAAAAGCUAUAAUAUUGUGCUCGUGUGAUGGCUUGUUGCUUUUGAAGAACCUUGGGGCGUACAAA
Messenger RNA from Capsicum annuum, 378 nucleotides. Its product is annotated as putative F-box protein At3g25460. The transcript has a single exon. Gene Ontology annotation, molecular function: protein binding. The record is from RefSeq and is a predicted model, not a curated record. The annotation marks the transcript as partial. Lineage: Eukaryota; Viridiplantae; Streptophyta; Magnoliopsida; Solanales; Solanaceae.